Molecule: messenger RNA, 1443 nt
Organism: Trypanosoma rangeli
Lineage: Eukaryota; Euglenozoa; Kinetoplastea; Trypanosomatida; Trypanosomatidae
Exons: 1
Coding region: 1-1443 (480 amino acids)
Source: RefSeq, a predicted model, not a curated record
AUGCAAAACACAGAGUUGGCUUUGGGACGGCUCGCCAACAGUGGCCUCAGACAGACUUUGCAUGCAUCGCCGAAUGCAGUAGUGCCUCACUCCGCGAGAAAUGACUGCUACAGGGAGGAGCGGCCGCUCCUGCGGGGGGAGGUGCGAAGCAUUCGAAGGAGUCAUCAGCCGGGGCUCAUUGUUGGUUCAGGCGGCAAACAGCGGACCCCCGCACAGCGGCCUUUCAUUGCUUCGGAGCUUGUGCCGCGGUCAAGAACCCCCCUCAGCGAUGCAUCUUUCCAGCGGCGUCGUGCUUUCCGGGUAACUGCGCCAAAAAGGUGUAGACCCAGUGUUGCUGGUGAGCGCGGUGGUGAGUCUGAUGCAUCUGUGGAUGGGAAGGAUGGCAUGCGGCCGUUCAAUGGGCGGCGUCUGCAGGCCCAUGAGAGGUCUGUGCAGCAGCAGCAGCAGCAGCAGCGGGCUUUCUCGCUCUCCGCUGUGAAGCAUGGUGAUGUCAAUUGUACCUGUUUCACUGGCGUCCCCGAGUAUGUACGACAUAAUCCUCUUUUGAGCGCCCGCUUAUCAACUACCCUCUCCUUGUCGUCACCGCGACAGGUUCGGCGGACUUGGCAGGCAGGAAGUGUUUUGCAUGCUGCCCGGUCCACCUCGAUUACCUCGGCGCCGGAGGGCGUUACACAAUGGUUGGCGCGAAGAAGAGCCCUUUCCAAACGGCUUGUCGCCACCCCACAGGCAAGGCUUGAAAGUGGCAAGGCGCCCGGGGUGUUGCGGCGCCACGUCUUGUGCAGCGGGGCCUUGUUGGAGCAAAACUCGGAGCGUCACCCUCAGUCGCAGACGUAUAGCAGGCCCAUUUCUUCUCCGUUCACUUAUAAUGCAGUGCCUUCCAGCACAAAGUUGCAUGACAGCAUCCACGGUAGCCGACACAGCCACAAGGAAAACGUCUUGUCCGACGAUUCUUCUGCGGUUUCCUCUUACCAAGCUGAUCGCCACGUUUGCUUGAGCGUGUGCAGUUUAGUGGAUCAACUGCGGGAGAACCGAAGCACCCUGACGGGGAAGUUUGACUGGCCCCUUGGAACAGCCAGUACUUGCUCCUUCUCCUCCUACUUACGCAAAGCAUACAUGCUUAUGGGACCUAUGUGGUCUACAGAGCGGGAGCGGAUGGUGGCGCGCGAGUUUCUCUCUGCCCACUUGCCAUCGUGUGAAUUUGACUCGGCUCUGAGGUGCGUCAAGGCCCGGCGGCCGGUGUUGGAGAAAGGUGGUAAAAAUCGUGUCGCUGACAGCAUAACUGAGGGGGAUUUUCUCUUUGCCUGCCGGAACAAACUCAUGGAAGACAUGAGCGACCUUGCGAAGGCCGUGCGUGAGGCCCUGGAGAGCGGCUGCAAGUGCCUGGAGAUGGAUGUGGUUCGAGGCACGAUGCCAGCUUCGGUGCUGGAAAAGUUGAAGAUGUAG